Messenger RNA from Morus notabilis, 1571 nucleotides. Its product is annotated as COP9 signalosome complex subunit 7. Lineage: Eukaryota; Viridiplantae; Streptophyta; Magnoliopsida; Rosales; Moraceae. Bases 303 to 1046 code for a protein of 247 amino acids. Gene Ontology annotation, cellular component: COP9 signalosome. The transcript has 9 exons. The record is from RefSeq and is a predicted model, not a curated record.
UUUUUAUUUUUAAUUUUCACCUUCCUUUCUCUUCAAGAGAGCGAAUUGCUCAAAAAGCUGCUUGAGAGGAGAGAGUAGUGUGUAGAGUAACGACGAAACCGGUGGUUGUUCCUCCCUCCCUCCCUUCCCUCCCAAUCUCCGUCCCCAAAAUCCCCUCUCCAAAACCCUAAUUUCUCUCCUCCUUCUUCAAAUGCUCUGCAAUUACCACCUCCAUUUUCCGUCCUAAUUUCACUAUUUCAUUUACACACACAAACACAUAUUUCCUUUUUUUUUUUGUGUGGGAUUUUUUGGGUUGAAGAGAUAUGGAUAUAGAGCAGAAGCAAUCGGAGCUCAUCGAUCAGUUCGUGAAGCAGGCGUCGGCUCUCUCCGGCUCCGCCCUCGCCGCCGUCGUCGCCGACGCCACCUCUCACCCCUCGCUCUUCGCCUUCUCCGAGAUUCUCGCCGUUCCCGCUGUUCUCCAGCUUGAAGGUACUGAAAACUCCGUGUACUUGGAUGUGCUUCGCCUAUUCGCACAUGGCACGUGGAGUGAUUUCAAGAGAAAUGCUGGUCGUCUUCUACAAUUGACCCCUGAGCAAGUGUUGAAGUUAAAGCAACUUACUGUCCUUACACUGGCUGAGACAAACAAGGUGCUGCCCUAUGAUCAACUAAUGCAGGAACUAGAUGUUAUAAAUGUGCGUGAACUUGAGGACUUCCUUAUUAAUGAGUGCAUGUACGCGGGCAUAGUUAGAGGAAAGCUUGACCAACUUCGAAGAUGCUUUGAGGUUCAAUUUGCUGCAGGAAGAGAUCUGAGACCUGGACAGCUUGGGUCUAUGAUACAAACACUGUCAAACUGGCUGGCUACAUCAGACGAUCUGCUUGUUUCAAUUCAAGAAAAGAUAAAGUGGGCUGAUAAUGUGAGUGAGUUGGACAAGAAGCACAAAAAAGAUGUUGAAGACAGGGUGGAAGAAGUAAAGAAGUCCCUUUCCCUCAAGAAGUUACACCCUAUGAGCAGGCCGACAUUGACUACCGAGGGCACGAGGAGAUCUACUCUGAACCUGGUGGAGUGAUGGACUACGAGGAAGACCGUAGCCGACCAAAGAGGAGACGGCAUCCGAUUUCGUGAAAAUAGGGAUAAGAGAUGUGACGAUGUGACUGAAGAUGGGUUUUCGAUCGACUUGCCAUGAUUUUUGCCAAUGGAAUUCCUAAUCCUAUAGCCGUUGAUCUCUGCAGUUGGAGAAAAUGCCGUUCCUUCCUCGGAUACUAAACCUGUCUUCUGUUGCUUCAGGCUCUUUCUUUCUUUCUUUCUUUCUUUCUUUCUAGUAAGGAUGUCUUGUAGCCAUUGUUAUCCCAAUUGAGUUGUCAAGAUGAAACCCAGAUUUGUUGGUGCGGCUUCCAUUUUGGAACGUAUUAUACUGAAACCUUAUUAAUUCCUUUGCGCCUUUUUAUGCUCCAAUCAAAGUAGCUUUUGAAAUGUAGAUCUUUCUGGAAUUUUAGUGUUGGUUUUUUCAUAUAUGAGCAGAAUAUUGUGCAAUGUUGGCACGGUUGCUAAUAUUACGAGGUCUACAUGAGGAAUCAUUCAUUUUUCUUCGCUA